Rhea pennata is the source of this 10639-nucleotide messenger RNA. RefSeq names its product acetyl-CoA carboxylase alpha (gene ACACA). The coding region runs from base 1038 to 8081 and encodes 2347 amino acids. Lineage: Eukaryota; Metazoa; Chordata; Aves; Rheiformes; Rheidae. Gene Ontology annotation, molecular function: metal ion binding; acetyl-CoA carboxylase activity; ATP binding. The record is from RefSeq and is a predicted model, not a curated record. Gene Ontology annotation, biological process: fatty acid biosynthetic process. Gene Ontology annotation, cellular component: mitochondrion. The transcript is spliced from 62 exons.
GUGGCCGCCGGCGGGAGCGGCUGUCACGGGCUGAGGGAGAGCAGCGGCGCCGUGGCGGGUGCGAGUCCGCCCGGAGUGAGUCUGGGCUGGCAAUGAAGAGCGGCUCCUGGCGCUGCGGCGGGCUGGGGGUUUUGAGCGCGGGCUGAGCCCCCGCUCAGCUGCGCCUCCCGGCUCAGGCUUCUUCAGUCAGAAGAAUUCUGUGUUACUUAGAAGAGUGCUUCGACGAGGCCACAGGCCAAGAAGAAUGACAGGAACGAGCUAAGUGCGGAAGAGGGACAGGACUGCCGUGCGCGUGACUGUAAGAGACAGAAAAGAAGUGCCUUCAUUAGACGUUUGAAACAAGAUCCUGUCCUUCUAUCCAGGUAGUUAAUGGAAGAAAUCAACAUAUAGCUGUCUUCACAGCAGUUGUCUUCUCAGUGAAUUAACCCGAUUGCUCCUAACCAGUAGAUUUACAUGCAUGGGGCUCUGAAGACUAAAACAUGUCAGAGUGAUGACUUUUUGGUUUCUGCUUAGCCUCCCUUUGGUUGCUGCUAUCCCAGGAGCUGAAAAAGGGUGCCUGAGGACUAACUGGGACAACUGAAAACAUUGACUUACCGUUGUCAGGCCCAAUGGCUUUCCUCUUCCUUGAACUCCUUACCUUGCAGUAAGAUGUCCAGGCUUCUCAUGCUGCUAGAUAUUUCUGAGGCAUUUUCCACACGACAUUCAUAAUCUCUGAAGUCUGAGAAGAAUGGAGUGAGGAGGAAUAGCUUUUAAUUACGCAUUGAUAAUGCCAGAAAAUGAGUAAGCUUGAAAAUGGAGAACAAAUGCGGGUCAAGGACUUGCAUGUCAGAGGGACGUGAGUCGUGCCAGGAUGGAUGGCGUCACUAACCCCCCUAACCUGGGAUGAUCUUUCGGGUGUUUGCACUGGUGAUGUUAUCAGAGCCAGGAGAAGAGACGUGGAACUCUGAGUUUGGGAUCAUAAAAGUUCAUUUUGGAAGUGGAUAUCUGCUCAGAUUGCAAGACUAGCAAGAGUGCUAAGAGCCCAAUUUGGAGGAACCAUGGAAGAAUCCACUCCACCCACUAAACCUGGGGAGGUGAACCCUCACUCUCGUUUCAUCAUUGGUUCUGUGUCAGAGGAUAACUCAGAAGAUGAGACUAGCUCCUUGGUGAAACUUGACCUGCUAGAGGAAAAAGAGAGGUCUUUGUCUCCUGUAUCUGUCUGCUCGGAUUCCCUUUCAGAUCUAGGACUUCCUAAUACUCAAGAUAGCCUGGCAAGUCAUAUGAGGCCCAGUAUGUCUGGUUUACAUCUUGUAAAACAAGGCCGGGACAGGAAGAAAGUUGACCUACAGCGGGAUUUCACUGUGGCUUCUCCAGCAGAGUUUGUUACUCGUUUUGGAGGGAAUAAAGUUAUUGAAAAGGUCCUGAUAGCAAAUAAUGGGAUUGCAGCAGUGAAAUGCAUGAGAUCCAUCCGACGCUGGUCGUAUGAGAUGUUUCGAAAUGAGCGGGCAAUCAGAUUUGUUGUCAUGGUGACUCCUGAGGAUCUGAAAGCAAAUGCAGAGUACAUUAAAAUGGCAGAUCACUACGUCCCCGUUCCAGGAGGGCCAAACAACAACAACUAUGCAAAUGUGGAACUCAUUCUUGAUAUUGCUAAACGGAUUCCAGUGCAGGCUGUAUGGGCUGGCUGGGGCCAUGCCUCUGAGAACCCUAAACUACCAGAACUACUCCACAAAAACGGGAUUGCUUUCAUGGGUCCUCCAAGCCAAGCAAUGUGGGCUUUAGGAGAUAAAAUUGCUUCAUCAAUAGUGGCUCAGACUGCAGGCAUCCCAACUCUUCCUUGGAGUGGCAGUGGUCUUCGAGUGGACUGGCAGGAAAACGAUCUUCAGAAGCGUAUCUUGAAUGUUCCUCAGGAACUAUAUGAAAAAGGUUACGUUAAAGACGUAGAUGAUGGACUGCGGGCUGCUGAGGAGGUUGGUUACCCUGUCAUGAUCAAAGCCUCUGAAGGAGGAGGAGGAAAAGGAAUUAGGAAAGUUAACAAUGCAGAUGACUUCCCCAACCUAUUUAGACAGGUGCAAGCUGAAGUUCCAGGUUCACCAAUCUUUGUAAUGAGACUAGCCAAACAGUCCCGUCAUUUGGAGGUGCAGAUUCUGGCGGAUCAGUAUGGCAAUGCCAUCUCGCUCUUCGGCCGGGAUUGCUCUGUGCAGCGCAGGCACCAGAAGAUUAUUGAGGAAGCCCCUGCUUCUAUUGCGACUUCCGUGGUAUUUGAGCACAUGGAGCAGUGUGCAGUGAAGCUUGCCAAAAUGGUGGGAUAUGUGAGUGCAGGCACUGUGGAAUACCUCUACAGCCAGGAUGGCAGUUUCUACUUUCUGGAGUUGAAUCCUCGACUGCAAGUGGAGCACCCCUGCACGGAGAUGGUAGCUGAUGUUAAUCUGCCUGCAGCACAGCUCCAGAUUGCCAUGGGGAUUCCCCUCCACAGGAUCAAGGAUAUCCGAAUGAUGUAUGGUGUUUCUCCAUGGGGAGAUGUACCUGUUGAUUUUGAGAAUUCGGCCCAUGUUCCCUGUCCACGUGGCCAUGUCAUUGCAGCACGUAUCACCAGUGAGAAUCCCGAUGAGGGAUUUAAGCCCAGUUCUGGUACAGUCCAAGAAUUGAAUUUUCGCAGCAAUAAGAAUGUCUGGGGCUAUUUCAGUGUUGCUGCUGCAGGAGGGCUUCAUGAAUUUGCUGAUUCUCAGUUUGGUCACUGCUUUUCUUGGGGAGAGAAUCGAGAAGAAGCCAUCUCAAACAUGGUGGUGGCUUUGAAGGAGCUGUCCAUCCGAGGGGACUUCCGAACCACUGUUGAGUACUUGAUUAAACUAUUGGAAACAGAAAGCUUCCAGCAAAACCGCAUCGACACUGGCUGGUUGGAUCGGCUCAUUGCUGAGAAAGUGCAGGCGGAAAGGCCAGAUACCAUCCUAGGAGUGGUGUGUGGGGCUCUGCAUGUGGCUGAUGUGAGCUUCCGAAACAGUGUCUCCAACUUCCUACACUCUUUGGAAAGGGGCCAAGUCCUGCCUGCUCAUACCCUGCUAAAUACUGUGGAUGUGGAACUCAUCUAUGAAGGACGGAAGUAUGUGCUGAAGGUGACCCGGCAGUCUCCCAAUUCCUAUGUGGUCAUCAUGAACAGCUCCUGUGUGGAAGUUGAUGUGCACCGACUGAGUGAUGGAGGACUUCUCUUAUCUUAUGACGGCAGCAGCUAUACUACCUACAUGAAAGAAGAAGUGGACAGGUACCGCAUCACUAUAGGUAACAAGACCUGUGUGUUUGAAAAGGAGAAUGAUCCAUCUAUACUGCGCUCACCUUCAGCUGGGAAGCUUAUUCAGUAUGUUGUGGAGGAUGGGGGACAUGUGUUCGCAGGCCAAUGCUUUGCAGAAAUAGAGGUGAUGAAGAUGGUGAUGACACUAACAGCAGGAGAAUCCGGCUGCAUCCAUUAUGUCAAACGCCCUGGAGCAGUGCUGGAUCCAGGCUGUGUCAUUGCCAAGCUCCAGCUGGAUGAUCCCAGCAGGGUUCAGCAGGCUGAGCUGCACACUGGUGCCUUGCCGCAGAUCCAGAGCACAGCACUUCGAGGCGAGAAACUCCAUCGCGUUUUCCAUUAUGUCCUAGAUAACCUGGUCAAUGUGAUGAAUGGAUACUGCCUGCCAGAGCCCUACUUCAGCAGCAAGGUGAAAGGCUGGGUUGAGCGGCUCAUGAAGACACUGAGAGAUCCAUCUUUGCCUCUUCUGGAACUUCAGGACAUCAUGACCAGUGUUUCUGGACGAAUACCACCCAAUGUGGAGAAGUCCAUCAAGAAGGAGAUGGCCCAGUAUGCCAGCAACAUCACAUCAGUCCUUUGCCAGUUUCCCAGCCAACAGAUUGCAAAUAUCUUGGAUAGCCAUGCAGCCACCUUAAACCGCAAAUCAGAGCGUGAGGUCUUCUUCAUGAACACCCAGAGCAUUGUGCAGCUUGUACAGAGGUACCGGAGUGGUAUUCGGGGUCACAUGAAGGCAGUGGUGAUGGAUCUGCUCCGUCAGUACUUAAAGGUGGAGACUCAGUUUCAGCAUGGUCAUUAUGACAAGUGUGUCUUUGCCCUUCGGGAAGAGAAUAAAAGUGACAUGAAUGCUGUUUUGAACUACAUCUUCUCACAUGCUCAGGUCACCAAGAAGAACCUGCUUGUUACAAUGCUCAUUGACCAGCUAUGUGGCCGUGACCCCACCUUGACAGAUGAGCUGAUUAAUAUUCUGACAGAGCUGACCCAGCUCAGCAAGACAACCAAUGCUAAAGUGGCCCUGCGAGCACGGCAGGUUCUCAUUGCUUCCCAUUUGCCAUCCUACGAGCUGCGUCACAACCAGGUGGAAUCCAUCUUCCUGUCCGCCAUUGACAUGUAUGGACACCAGUUCUGCAUUGAGAACCUGCAGAAACUCAUUUUGUCUGAGACAUCCAUCUUUGAUGUGCUGCCCAACUUCUUCUACCACAGUAACCAGGUGGUAAGAAUGGCAGCUUUGGAGGUGUAUGUUCGAAGGGCAUACAUUGCCUAUGAGUUAAACAGUGUUCAGCAUCGCCAGCUGAAGGAUAAUACUUGUGUGGUGGAGUUCCAAUUCAUGCUACCUACCUCCCAUCCAAACAGAGGGAACAUCCCCACGCUAAACAGAAUGUCCUUCUCUUCCAAUCUCAAUCACUAUGGAAUGGUCCAUGUAGCUAGCGUGAGUGAUGUACUGCUAGACAAUUCGUUCACUCCACCAUGCCAGCGGAUGGGUGGAAUGGUCUCCUUCCGCACGUUCGAAGAUUUUGUCAGAAUCUUUGAUGAAGUGAUGAGUUGCUUCUGUGACUCUCCUCCCCAGAGCCCAACCUUCCCUGAAGCUGGUCAUGCUUCCUUGUAUGAUGAAGAAAAGACUGCUCGUGAGGAGCCCAUUCACAUCCUUAAUGUUGCUAUUAAAACUGACAGUGACGUUGAUGAUGAUGGGCUAGCAGCCAUGUUCAGAGAAUUCACGCAAAGCAAGAAAUCGGUCCUGAUUGAACAUGGGAUUCGGAGGCUGACUUUUCUUGUAGCACAAAAGGACUUCAGGAAACAGGUCAACUAUGAGGUCGAUCAGAGAUUUCAUAGGGAAUUUCCAAAAUUUUUCACGUUCCGUGCCAGGGAUAAGUUUGAGGAAGAUCGGAUCUACCGUCAUCUGGAGCCGGCUCUGGCUUUUCAGCUAGAAUUGAACCGGAUGCGAAACUUUGAUCUCACUGCCAUUCCAUGUGCCAAUCAUAAAAUGCAUCUCUACCUGGGAGCAGCUAAAGUUGAAGUAGGAACAGAAGUGACAGACUACAGGUUCUUCGUGAGGGCAAUUAUAAGGCAUUCAGACCUGGUUACCAAGGAAGCCUCCUUUGAGUAUCUGCAAAAUGAGGGAGAGCGAUUGCUUUUGGAAGCCAUGGAUGAAUUGGAGGUGGCUUUUAAUAACACCAACGUGCGCACUGACUGCAAUCACAUCUUCUUAAACUUUGUGCCUACUGUCAUCAUGGACCCAUCUAAGAUUGAAGAAUCUGUGCGAAGCAUGGUGAUGCGCUACGGGAGUCGCCUGUGGAAACUCCGUGUCCUCCAAGCUGAACUGAAAAUCAACAUUCGUUUGACGCCAACUGGAAAAGCGAUUCCCAUUCGUCUCUUCUUGACCAAUGAAUCUGGCUAUUAUUUGGACAUUAGUCUGUACAAAGAAGUGACAGACUCAAGAACAGGACAGAUUAUGUUCCAAGCAUAUGGGGAUAAACAGGGACCACUUCAUGGGAUGCUGAUCAACACCCCCUAUGUGACCAAAGAUCUACUUCAGUCCAAGAGAUUCCAGGCACAGUCUUUAGGGACAUCAUAUGUCUAUGACAUUCCCGAGAUGUUUCGGCAGUCUUUGAUUAAGCUCUGGGAUUCUAUGAAUGAACACACAUUUCUGCCCACGCCACCUCUGCCAUCAGACAUACUAACGUACACUGAACUGGUCUUGGAUGAUCAGGGCCAGCUGGUGCACAUGAAUAGGCUGCCAGGAGGAAAUGAGAUUGGGAUGGUGGCCUGGAAGAUGACUCUCAAAACUCCUGAAUAUCCAGAAGGCCGUGAUAUCAUUGUCAUUGGCAAUGACAUUACAUACCGAAUAGGUUCUUUUGGGCCUCAAGAGGAUGUGCUGUUCCUGAGGGCUUCCGAGCUUGCUCGGACACAUGGUAUUCCCCGUAUCUAUGUGGCUGCUAAUAGUGGAGCCAGGAUUGGUUUGGCUGAGGAGAUUCGGCACAUGUUCCAUGUUGCCUGGGAAGACCCGGAUGACCCAUACAAAGGAUACAAAUACUUGUACCUGACUCCUCAAGACUAUAAGAAAGUCAGUGCCCUGAACUCAGUUCAUUGUGAGCAUGUGGAGGACAGUGGAGAGUCCAGGUAUAAGAUAACAGAUAUUAUCGGAAAGGAAGACGGACUUGGAAUAGAGAACCUCAGAGGAUCUGGCAUGAUUGCUGGAGAAUCAUCUUUAGCCUAUGAGAGUAUUAUCACCAUCAAUCUGGUUACAUGUCGGGCAAUUGGAAUUGGGGCUUACCUUGUUCGACUAGGGCAGAGGACUAUCCAGGUUGAGAACUCGCACAUAAUCCUGACCGGCUGUGGAGCCCUCAAUAAAGUGCUUGGACGGGAAGUUUAUACCUCCAACAACCAGCUGGGCGGGAUCCAGAUAAUGCACAACAACGGCGUGACGCAUGGCACUGUGUGUGACGAUUUUGAAGGAGUCUACACUAUUCUGCAGUGGCUCUCCUACAUGCCAAAGAGCGUGUACAGCCCUGUUCCUAUCCUCAAAGUCAAGGAUCCAAUAGACAGAACCAUAGACUUUUUUCCUACGAAGACUCCCUAUGAUCCCCGCUGGAUGCUGGCUGGACGCCCAAACCCAAGUCAAAAAGGCCAAUGGCUAAGUGGUUUCUUUGACAAUGGCUCAUUCCUGGAGAUCAUGCAGCCCUGGGCACAGACAGUUGUGGUUGGUAGAGCCAGGCUGGGAGGAAUACCUGUAGGAGUAGUUGCCGUAGAAACAAGAACUGUGGAACUAACUAUCCCUGCUGAUCCUGCAAACCUGGACUCUGAGGCCAAGAUAAUCCAACAGGCUGGCCAGGUGUGGUUCCCUGACUCUGCCUUUAAGACUGCCCAGGCUAUCAAUGAUUUUAACAGAGAAGGACUGCCUCUAAUGGUCUUUGCGAAUUGGAGAGGUUUCUCUGGUGGAAUGAAAGACAUGUAUGACCAAGUGCUGAAGUUUGGUGCCUACAUUGUGGACGGCCUGAGAGAGUAUCGUCAGCCAGUGCUUAUUUAUAUCCCGCCACAAGCGGAGCUGAGAGGAGGGUCCUGGGCUGUGAUUGAUCCUACCAUUAAUCCUCGUCACAUGGAGAUGUACGCAGACCGAGAGAGCAGAGGAGGAAUCCUGGAACCAGAAGGGACAGUAGAAAUCAAAUUCCGCAGGAAAGAUCUGGUGAAGACAAUGAGGCGAGUGGACCCCAUCUACAUGCAUCUGGCGGAGCGACUAGGUACGCCUGAGCUAAGCCCUACUGAUCGAAAAGAGCUGGAGACCAAGCUGAAGGAACGGGAGGAGUUCCUCAUUCCCAUUUACCACCAGGUAGCCAUGCAGUUUGCUGACUUGCACGACACACCAGGCCGGAUGCAGGAGAAGGGUGCCAUUACUGACAUUCUAGAUUGGAAAACUUCCCGUACUUUCUUCUACUGGAGAUUAAGACGUCUUCUGCUAGAAGAUGUGGUCAAGAAGAAGAUUCAUGAUGCUAAUCCUGAGCUGACGGAUGGGCAAAUCCAGGCUAUGCUGAGACGCUGGUUUGUGGAAGUCGAAGGGACAGUAAAGGCAUACCUAUGGGACAGCAACAAGGACCUAGUAGAGUGGCUGGAAAAACAGCUCACAGAAGAAGAAGGCGUUCGCUCUGUUGUGGAUGAAAACAUCAAAUACAUCUCAAGGGACUACAUACUUAAACAGAUACGGAGCUUGGUCCAGGCCAACCCGGAGGUUGCCAUGGAUUCGAUUGUGCACAUGACCCAGCACAUAUCGCCCACGCAGCGGGCGGAGAUCGUGCGGAUUCUCUCCACGAUGGACUCGCCUUCUUCAACGUAAGAGCAUCGACUGCCCGCGCGCUCCCCCUGCCCGGUACGGCGGAGGGAAAGAGAGCGAGUGCAGAAUUGCCCUUUGUCUGCUCGACUGCGGCCACUGUACCGAGACGGGGAGGCUCGGGGAAAUGCUGCAAGAAUGACUUUUUUAUUUUUUCAAAUCAGACUGACCAGAGGAAGUGUGUUCUUUGGCCAGAGACACGAGGAAAACGUAUAAACACAAGCGCCUGCGGAAUCGAGUCACAGCUGUCUAACGGUACCUUAUUUAUUUAACAAAGCGUGACUGGACCGAUGCGUCAGGUGGCUGUUGUCCGAAAGCGCAGCAGCCAGGCGAUGAAGGGUACCACGUACCGUGAGGCCUGGGCGCCGCGGAGCGAGGGCGCUGCCUCGGGCGCUGCCUCGGGCGCUGCCUCGGGCGCCUCUUCACGCUCGGCCAGGACGCGGCAGCUUUGUGCUGACAAGUGCCAACGUUACAGCCCGCGAGAGCGCCGGUUGCGGGCGCGGGAGGACGAGCUCUGCCUUCGCGGCGCGGUGGGAACACCUCGCUCCCCCCCGGAUUUGGGGACUCCGACUCCGGGUCAGCCCGCUUGUCUCUGUCGGCCAGUGGCGGUUUGUGUUGCAGACUCUGUCUUGGUCCUUGCGAGCAGGAGAAGGAGCAGUGAAGCCUGCGAGGGCGGCCGCAGCCUGGGCGCGGGGCAGGCUGCUGCGGCGCCGGGCGGAGGUGCUCCCCACCAGCCGGGGAGCGGGGCAGGGGCAGCGGUUCUGAACUGAAACCCAGCUCGUUUGGCCCUUGUGCCUGCUGUGUUGGGUUGCUUUAGAACAGUGAAGCAAGCUGGGUGACAAGCCCUGCUGGGAGGAGGUGAGCCAGGAGACCGCAGCGGACCCGUUAGCCAUUUCUGCUCUUCCCCCCGUUGAUUUUGAGGGGCCAGUUCUGCCUGUGACAGUCCUGGGGUGGCCCCACCGUUGCACGUGCAUCAGUUAAGCGCUAGUUCCUCCCACGUGAAUAGUUAACUGAAGCAGAAAGCAGAUACAACCUGCCAGGGCCAGGCGGGGGAAGGACGGUUUCACGUACACAGGUGGGGUUAGAAUUGCAAAAGGAGCAGCGGAGCUUUCCUGGUGCCCACCUCUCCCUCGUAGCUGUUGGAGAGGGCUCCUGGGGCCUCCCGCCGCCCUGGCGCGCGGCCCGGGAAGGGAGACACGACUGUAGGAAAAGCUGGGGUUGGUGAUGGCCUUCCCGAGCGCCGACGGGCGCUUCCGCCCGUUCCGGUGGUCGCUUUGGCAGUCUGUCAGGGGUAGCUGUCUCCGAUCGGUGCUCGGCAGGUCGGCAAGGAGCCAGCACUGAGCCAGGCGGCCUCAGUGGAGGUGGUGGCAGCAGCGCAGGAGAGCGCCACGGGCACCGACCCCACGCCAGUCCUUGGCUUGUUCCUACGCUUCUCAACUUCGGGGGCCUCCUGACCAUUAUAAGAGAUCUGAUAAGCAGGAGCUCUGGAGGGAGGCACAACCAGCCCAACCUUAUUUUUAAGAGUAAGUAGAUACUGUUACAGAGCUCUGUAUUGGAGAACUUACCCCAAGGAUUGUCUUUAAAGUAUUUCAGAUUUUACAGUUCCUCCUUUUAGUAUAGCUCCUUAACAGAAGCGAUAUUUUUACAAGAAAAUUGCCUGUGAUGCCAGUACUCAUACCUGUACUGUUUCCAUCUGAAGGGCAGCACAUCCCUUCUGGGCACGCGGAGCCGAGGCUCUGGCAAAACCAAGGGGCAGCACCCUGCGUGCUCUCUUCCUCCAGAGACGAGCACCAGCGGGACGCCUCUGCCCACGCUCAGUGGAGGUGUGUAAUCCGAGGAACUAGCUUUUUCUUAAAUACUAAGAACCCUCAUUUGAUUUGGAAGACUGUCUUUUCCCCUAGAGCCCCUGAACAAACCCCAGAGAUGCUUCCACUUAGGCCAGUCUGGGCUGAGCAGGACACAGGUCCAGCAGGGAGGGCUGAGCGGGGGUGAGUGCGCACAGGCGGGUCCGACUGACGGAUGCGCUCGGGACCGCUGUGAGCUCACGCUGCGCGGGCGUCCGGCUGGGCUCCUCCGCUGCUGCCACCAGGACUUUGCAUCGCGUUGCCGUAGAUCGAGCUCUUACUAAGGAUGUCGGCAAGCGUUGCAGGAGCUGCUGUAGGUGCCAAAGUCACCCUGGGGGGGGCCCAGGAGGGCGCCCUGCUGCCUUCUGCUUCCAGCACAGCAUGGCCGGGCACGUGCCGGAGGGACACAGAGCAGAGCGGGGGCACUGGGUCAGGCUUCACUUAAAUUUUGGGUAAAGUAACUCCAACCAAAAGCCAUUAGGUAUCGCUGGAGCUGGUGCAAUGGCUGGCGCUAACCGUGAGGGCGGUGCGGGCAUCCAGGUUUACGUGAGCGCUGGGGCCGCUGGCGGGGCGCCGGCCCCAGCCGCGAGCGCGGGCACCGCAGACGGGCCGCACAGGGGCGGAGGGGGCAGGAGGAACCCGCUGCGCUACGUACACCUCUCGCCGGUGCUGAAGUGUUUCACUUACCUCAGUUUCUUUUAAUAAAAAGAACCAAUUCCA